AUAACUGAGGGAAGAAGCUGUGGUUUUUUUCUUCCCCCUUUCUCUCUAGAGGAAGGCAGUGCUGGAAGAGGGAGGCAUGUCCGGCUUGUUGGAAACAGUUUCGGAUAGCUCACUUUGUCGCCCUUCGUGGGUAAACAAACGGUCUAUCAACCUGUAGUUAAGCCGGAGAAAAGCGCCGCUUCCGCUGCCUGUUACAUUCAGCCGCCCGGUCUGAGAUUAGCAGAGCGGCUCUUACAUCUCCUCCUUCAUGCCGCCACUACGCCACUGUACUGUUACACAUGGCUCUGUCUGCAACAACUACAGUAUUUCCCCUGAUGCUGCCGGGCUCUGGAUUGCUGGGACGGGUCGUUUACUGGUGAUGAAAGGAUGAUGAUGAGGAUAAAGGGAGGAGGUCAUAGCCGAAGGUGUAGACCUCGCUAGAAUCCUACCUUCCCAGCAACCCUCCCCCCCCUCCACCAUCACUAUCCUCAUCAUCCGCCGCUGCCGCUGCUAUCCAUCCCACCUGGCGGCAUGGCCAACCACCUGGAGUUGAUCCAGGAGCUGCAGCAGCUGGACAAGGUGCCCAGUCUGGAGAGGCUGCGGGCGGCUCAGAAGCGCCGUACCCAGCAGCUGAAGAGGUGGGCCGUGUACGAGAAGGAGAUGCAGAACAAGAAGAGGAAGGCCGACAAGAAGAGUCGUAAUUUGAACAGCCUUCAGCAGUCAGAGUCCAAGAGACGGGUGUCCUUCGCUGCUAGCGUGGCUCUUCUGGAGGCUUCAGCCAGGAACGAUCCCGAUGAAGUUCGCUACCUAUUGAGGAACAAUGUGAGUCCAGAUCUCUGUAACGAAGACGGUCUCACUGCUCUGCAUCAGUGUUGCAUAGACAACUAUGAAGAGAUGGUGAAGCUGCUGUUGGACCGUGGAGCAAACGUCAACGCUCAGGACAACGAACUGUGGACGCCGCUGCACGCUGCUGCAACCUGUGGCCACGCAGGACUUGUCAAAAUACUCAUCGCACAUGGUGCAGAUCUUCUGGCAGUCAACUCAGACGGAAACAUGCCUUACGACCUGUGUGAGGACGACCCGACGCUGGACAUCAUAGAGACGGCCAUGGCCAACAGAGGCAUCACUCAGGAGAUGAUCAAUGAGACACGGGCGUCCACAGAGAGGAAGAUGAUGGGAGACAUCCAGGAGAUGAUGAGAGUAGGAGACGAGGUCAACCAACAGGACUCCCAGGGAGCCACGCUGCUCCACAUCGCAGCAGCAAACGGCUACGUUCAGGCUGCAGAGCUGCUGCUGCUGGAGGCGGGGGCUCGAGCGGACCUGAGGGACUCUGAUGGAUGGCAGCCCCUCCAUGCGGCAGCGUGCUGGGGUCAGAUGCAUGUGGCAGAGCUGCUGGUGUCACAAGGAGCAAGUCUCAGUGCUAAGACCUUCCUAGAGGAGACACCCAUCGAUCUGUGUGAGGAUGAGGAGUUCAGAGCCAUCCUGCUGGACCUGAAACACAAGCAUGACACCAUCAUGAAGUCUCAGCUCAAACACAAGACCUCACUGUGCAGGAGAACCUCCAGCGCAGGCAGUCGUGGAAAAGUGGUGCGGCGAGCUAGUUUGUCAGACAGACACAACUUGUGUCGCAAGGAGUACGAAACUGAGGCCAUCGUGUGGAGGGGAGGGAGAGAGGAGGAGGAGAAGGAGAAAGAGUCUGAUCAGGAGAAUAAUCAGGUGACGCCUGUCGUAGCUAUGGAGCUGCCAGACAAGCCCAAGACACCCGCCAUCCUCAAAGAUGGCAGUGGCAAACAGAAUGGCCUCAUCACAACCACGACGUCCACGCCACCUCAACCGCCCUCCAAUGGCAGCACACCGACGCCCAGUCAGGGCGCGGCCGUCACUUCCCAGCCUUCGCAGGAGGACGUUGCGCCGAAGGAGCGCGCUCAGACUUUGUCGGAGUUAAAGAAGCAGAGGGCAGCAGCCAAACUGUUGAAUCACCCUUUGUUCAACGGCCACCUUGGCAACGGCUCCACAGACUCCUUCUCUGAUGCCAAAUUUUACUCUGAGGACCCUCGGAUGCCACUGGUCUCUUCCAACGGCAACGCAGUUUACUACACGCCAGCCAGCGGCGAUCCUCCCCUCCUCAAAUUCAAACAGCCCUUGGAGGAGGAGCAGCCGAAGGCGCGGACCUGCUGCUGCGUGUCGUAGCCUCUUGAUCAUGUGACUGUUGACGAAACAGAAAAAGUAAAGAGGAAAGGAGGAGAGGAAGGAAGAAAACAAAGAGUAAUCCUGUUUUUAACAUCCUGUUCUCUGUCCACUUUAAACUCGGUCCAGAAAAGUUGCACUUCCAUUCUGUGCAAGUUCUCUUGCGGUCAGAGAGAUCCUGCUCGAAGCAGGAAAAGAGCAGAGUCGAGUUGUUUGGAUGAAGUUCAGAGGUACAGGAGAUACUGGUUCAAUGGGCCUGAGUACUUUGGUAGAUUCACCAAGAUUGGGUUUUUUGUUUUUUUUAAAUCAUGUCAAAAGUCUUGAUGCAGUGGAGUAGAGACAUUCCCCAACAUGAUGCAUGUUCCGCCCUCAAACUGAGCUGGAAACGGCUCCUUUUGGGGUUUUUUUCAGUAAACUGAUUGCUAUCAGGUCAAUAAUCAUUUUCAUGCAGUACAAAUUGACAGUUCAACUGCAUCACUCUGCCUUUUUCACUAGUUUUUGUCAUUUCUGAAUGUGCAGGAACAUCAUACUGGAGGGUUAAAGGAAGGUUGUUGAGGAACAGCGAAACGUAGCAUGACGUCUUUAAGUCUCGUUUGCAUUUAAACUGUUAAAGGGAAUACAUACCAGAAAACAGUGUUAACUAAUGGAAAAAGUGUAUUUCACAGUGGAUAACAAACGUAAAUCACCUGCACUGUUUAUAAAUGUCAGAAUAACAUGUUGGCUACCCUUCACCGUCCUCUUAUAUGACCCCUUAACUGACAGAUCAUGCUGUGUAUUUUUUAUAAUCCACUUUGUGCUCACCCCCAUAGAUAAUUUAAACAAACUUGGUUGCUGUACAUUUCCUUAUUUAUGAGAUUAAUGUGUAAAAACAUUAUGGCUCUUUAAAGUUGAGUGUAUUUAUUAUUUGGAUAUGUGGAGAGUGUGAAUGCAGUAUGAGAUGAGCACCUUUUGACACGGAAAGAAAAAAAAAAUCUGAUGAUGAAGAGACAUAAGUUGAUGUCCGACGUCUGUACAUGUUGUUAAAUACAAACUUGUCUCGUUAGGGUGGGGUACUGUUUGUGUCUCAACAAAUAACAGUGUUAUUUGUUUUUAUCGUUUUUUUGGGGUUUUUUUCUGGUAGCCAUUGUGUGGCUCCUCUGUCUGCCAGUUAUUGUAUUUUUGUUAUUAGAGAUUGUGGUGAAUUAUUGUAAGAGUUUUCAAAAGCCAAUGCUGUCAUUAGAACUCCCAAUAAUGGUUCAAAUUCAAAAUAUCAACUUUCUAGUUAAAAUAAGACAUGAAAGUAAAGGAAUAGUGCAGCAUUUUUGGAAAUACAGUCCUUGCCCUUCUCCACAUAACAAGCAUGCAUCCAUCUAUCAGAUGGCACAUGAAUAUAUACUACCACUGGAAGACCAAACACUGUUUUUUAUUUUUUUAUUGCCAUAAAUAAUGCCAAAUUUCCUUUAUGUAAUUUGUUUGUAUAUGGUUCAAUAACUGUCAACAUGAUGGCAAUGUCACUAGAUGCUGGUCAUUUUGCCUCUUUUCCAUUUUUCACCUUUAUGGCGUUGAUUGUUUUGUACCUGACUUUUCAGAUACAAAAUAAAGCAGAUGUCUAUCAUUUUUGUUCUAUAAGGUUUUAUGAAAAUAAAAAUAUUUUUCAGUUUAUUUUUAUAAUUCAUGAAACUACUAAAAAGAAACAUGAACUAGUAUGCAUUGGUUUAAGUAUAUGGGUUUCAUGAACACACACCGAUGUGUGUUCAUGGGCAACACACAUCGGUGUGUGUUGCCAACACAAUGAUGAAAAGCUGUUGAAAGGUCAUAUUCACAAUAAACUGAAAAAUAGUACCACCCUUCUUACUUACUUCUCAGAAUCUGUAUUUCCAAACAUGCUCAACUAAUCCUUUUGAUCUCCUACAGCCUCUCUGUUUCGAUUGUGCCAAAGACUCUUUGCUGAGUUGAAAACAAAAUGCAUUAAGGUUUGGAGAAUUAAGGAUUAGUUUGUCUUUCAUGGCCACCCCUUUUUUAAUUACGUUUACCCAUGAUGCUCUUUUGUUUUCCCCAUUAUAAUUACCUGUACAGUGUUCUAUAAGUGUACAGAUGAGUGCAUAAAUAUGUUUGUGUCCGUGUUCCUGGAUCUGUUUUCAUGGUUUGCCUUUAUAUGUCUGUGUUGUUGCUGUUGGGGAACUGAUACAGUCACCUGUCUUAAUAAACAAUGUCUGCACAUUCAUGGUUGGAAUGCAGAAAACA
This is a messenger RNA of Poecilia reticulata (guppy), 4389 nucleotides long. RefSeq names its product protein phosphatase 1, regulatory subunit 16B (gene ppp1r16b). Gene Ontology annotation, cellular component: cytoplasm. Lineage: Eukaryota; Metazoa; Chordata; Actinopteri; Cyprinodontiformes; Poeciliidae. Gene Ontology annotation, molecular function: myosin phosphatase regulator activity; protein binding; enzyme inhibitor activity. Gene Ontology annotation, biological process: establishment of endothelial barrier; regulation of sprouting angiogenesis. The record is from RefSeq and is a predicted model, not a curated record.